Molecule: messenger RNA, 4451 nt
Organism: Coregonus clupeaformis (lake whitefish)
Lineage: Eukaryota; Metazoa; Chordata; Actinopteri; Salmoniformes; Salmonidae
Product: rho guanine nucleotide exchange factor 6
Exons: 24
Coding region: 1076-3400 (774 amino acids)
Molecular function (GO): protein binding; guanyl-nucleotide exchange factor activity
Source: RefSeq, a predicted model, not a curated record
CAAUUGAUAUGCAGACAACUGUGAAGCUUGUAGAUAACACUUAACAGUCCUGUACUUUCAGUUGUCCAACCGGUUGUCUGAGGACAAAGCAAAUGUCACUUUCCAAACUCUUUAUCAGUGUAGUUUUCUCUCAGUGGAUAUGGCUCCAUCACCAUAAAGCCGAACAAUGCUGGCUUGCAACGACCUAACCAAAGAAAGACCCCAACAACCAAACGCAAGAGUCUUUUCAACACGACUGAUAGUGUCAACAGCUGGAUGAGAUCUAUUGGAGAAAUCUUCUGGAACUAUUGGUGAUUCAAGCCUUCCUGUUGGACCAUGUUGUUGGACCAUCGCACAGAGAACUAAACAGGUACCUGUGCUGAGCAUGUGUUGGCACCGCUCCAAGUAGAACCAAGAGUGGCAGGCGCCUGCAUGGAAACAACCAACAUCAUUGGACACAACCCAGUCAGAGAAAUUAGACCCAAAUGAAAGUUCAUUCUAAUGCCUGGUUUCACCAAUUAAAAUAAACACAUUUGGAAUGGUUGGUGUCAUUUGCACACUGUCCUGACCAGUGACAGUUAGCCAAUGAGUGGUUAGGAAUUAUACCCUUCCCAAAAGCACAAUAACCAUUAAUUGCUGGAGUUAAGCAACUUGAUUACGAUGUUAGACUAGAAUUGGAAUGCAGAUUCUGUUCGGUUUGCUGAGCCACAUUUGUGACAUGCAUCUCCUACAGAAAUCUAAUUUAUAGAAUGUUACCUUGCUAAAUAAGGUGAAGCCCAUCAGAAAAAAUUAUUGUCUGUUUCCCGAUGUUAUUGUAGUGGAAUUGGAAGCACACAGCCAGAGCUCCCAAUUCUCCUCCCGUGCCUCCCAGGUGUGUACAGGUGAACAAUUAUUGCAAAGGAUGGAAAGGCCCAUCAAUGACUAUAGGUCUUGGUACAGUGCUUGUUAUUAACCAGUAGGGGUACCCCAUACUAGUGCCAACGGCGUUUAUACAAGCAGAAGUGUGAUACGGAUGUGGGUAACAACAUUUUGAUACGGAGUUCUGUAACUUUAUGCUUUCGUCGGGGAUGCAUACCAAGGAGGGUUAAUUGGAGCUAUGAACCCAGAGGAGCAGACGGUUACGUGGCUGAUAUCAUUAGGGGUGCUUAAUUCACCCAAGAAGAACAUCGCUGACCCAGAGGAAUUUCUGAAAACAUCUCUGAAAGAUGGGGUCGUCUUGUGCAAACUUAUCGAGCGGCUCGUGCCCGGCUCAGUUCCAAAGUACUGUCAGGAUCCGAGAAACGAAGCCGACUGCAUCGCCAAUAUCAAGGAGUUUUUGAGAGGAUGUACAUCCUUAAAAGUAGAGGGAUUUGAACCAGAGGGCCUGUACACUGGGGAGAACUUUAACAAAGUGCUGACCACUCUGCUGGGAGUCAACUUUGCCACCCAAGACUGUGGCACUGAGAGGUCAUGUCCCCAGUCCGGCACAGCCGCUCCUAGUCAGUCCACCUCCUCCAACACACUAUCGUCAUCCAGGUCCAAGUCCCUGCGCAGACAAUCUAAACCAGUGGAGAUGUCGGAGAACGGCGGGGGCGGGCUGCUGCUGGUGAAGGCACGCUUCCAAUUCAAGCAGAACAACGAGGAUGAGCUGUCCUUCAACAAGGGAGACCUGAUCAGUGUGUCGCGCCAGGAGGAGGGCGGCUGGUGGGAGGGCUCGCUCAACGGCAAGACGGGGUGGUUCCCCAGCAACUAUGUCCGUGAGGUCAAGCCCUGCGAUAAGCCUGUGUCUCCUAAAGCAACUCAACUUACCAAGAACUACUACAGUGUGGUGGUUCAAGACAUCCAGGAGCAUGAGAGGGAGUUUGUCAAGGAGCUGCAGACAGUGUUGAGCUGUUACCUACGACCCCUACUGGCCAGCGACAAGCUGAGCAGUACAGACAGUGGCAUUCUGGGUGCUAACCUGGAGGAGAUCCUCACCUUCCAGCAGGGCCUGGUUUUGGCUCUGGAGGAGUGCACCAAGGUUCCAGAGAGCCAGCAGCGAGUGGCUGCCUGCUACCUGAACCUGAUUGGUCAGAUCAGGAUGCUGUACCUGUCCUACUGCUCCAGUCACCCCUCUGCUGUCUGCGUACUCACUGACCACAGUGAGGAGCUGGGUAUGUUCAUGGAGAGCCAGGGGGCCAGUACGCCGGGCAUCCUGACCCUGACCACCAGCUUGAGUAAACCCUUCAUGAGGCUGGACAAGUACCCCAUCCUGCUGCAGGAGCUGGAGAGACACGUGGAGGAGGCCCACCCGGACUACAGUGACAUCUUGAAGGCGACAGUGGCCUUUAAGAGCUUGGUGACCCAGUGUCAGGACCUGUGGAAGCGUAAGAACCUGGAACUACAGAUCCUGUCAGAGCCAGUGAGAGGCUGGGAGGGAGAUGGGAUGAAGUCUCUGGGUCACGUGGCCUACAUGUCCCAAGUGCACAUGCAGAACGGGACCAAUGAGGAGAAAGAGGAGCGCUACCUCAUGAUGUUUCCCAGUGUGCUGGUCAUGCUGUCUGCUAGUCCGCGGAUGAGUGGCUUCAUAUACCAGGGAAGGCUGCCACUGACGGGCUCCACAGUCUCCAGACAGACAGAGGACACAGAGAACGGCCACUACGCCUUUGAGAUCACAGGGAGCAUGAUGGAUCGUGUCACAGUGUUCUGCAGUAACCCCCAGGAACUGCAGGACUGGCUGGACCAUCUCAGUGCCUACACCAAAGGCGGAAGCCCCGUGGGCACCAUAAUCAAGAACGACGGGGGGAAACCGGUCAGUAUGGUGGGUACACCCACUCACCAGUCCCACCUGCCCAGCUUCAGCACCCCCAGCCAGGCCAACCGGGGACCCCUGGAGCCCCCCAAGACCACCAAGCCCUGGUCCCUGAGCUGCCUGCGUCCCGCCCCACCCCUCAAGCCCUCUGCUGCACUGGGCUACAAGGAGAGAAUUUCUUAUAUCUUGAAGGACUCCGGUAAAAGUCCGAGGCCCAUUAAGAAGUUCCUCCCGAAACGCAAAACAGAACGAAAACCUUCCGACGAUGAGUUCCUCCUGCGGAAAAGUACAGCUGCUCUGGAGGAGGAUGCACAGAUUCUGAAGGUGAUCGAGGCCUACUGCACAGGGGCCAGCCUUCAUCAGACCAACACAGCGGUGAGGAAAGAGUCUGUCCCUCAGGUCCUGCUGCUGGAGGAAGAGAAGAUGAUGGUGGAGGAGAUGAAGAACAACGGUCAGACAAUCAUAGAGGAAAAGAGUCUGGUUGAUGCGGUGUACGCUUUAAAGGAUGAGGUCCAUGAAUUAAAAAAGGAAAAUAAGUGGAUCAAGCAGUGUCUGGAGGACGAGCAGAAGUCUCGUAAAGAGCUGGAGAGAGUGGUCAGGAAACUGGCCAAGCAGAAGAACGACUGUGCCUGGGAGGAUGGAGACCACUGAACAACCCCACACACCUAUCUAUUUACCUAUCCUGCCUGUGUGUGUGUGUGUGUGUGUGUGUGUGUGUGUGUGUGUGUGUGUGUGCGCGCAAGUGAGCAGUGUGUGACGGUGUGCAAUGUGUCCAUGCUUCCAUCUCUACAACACAGAAGGGUUGGAUUCAUUUAUCUGGACUCUGGUUGGAACGACUCUGUUCUGAUGCUUGGCCUCACAUGCUGAACUCUUCAUUAUCUGUCUUCCUGAUCCAACCCUGUUGGAGGAUUUUAAAGUCAUAACCAUGGGUCUUACUCAAGCACCCUGAAAAGCUAACUGAGACCAAUAGGAGGGGAAAAACCAGAAGCGAAAAUUCUGAUUGGUUGCAUCUAAUCUACUGGCACUGUGAUUGGUCAACUCUGAUGGAACCAUUUUGGACAAAGGAGAAAUAACUAGUACUGCAGUGUCACCAGCUGCAUCGCCACUCGGGACUACUGUGUCUACAUUUCAACAGGAAAUCUAAUGGGAGCGAGAAGCCAUCUUUAGGUUCAAUGGGUGUUCUCUUGCAUGCACUUGUUUCAGCAGGAGAGCGACUCCCUCCGCCAUAACUAGGGCUCAUCUGUCCCACUACGUCUGUUACAGCAUUGUUUGUCGUUUUAUUGUUUAUUUUGGUGUUGAGGACGCCCCCAGCAGCCUUGUCGGGAAAGAGCGAAGCUUGCAUUGAGCUUUAGUGAACACGAUUGGCAUUUUGUGAUUGCACAUUCUAGACGUGAGACUCUGCGUCUCCAAGAUAUUUUGUAGGCUUUAGCUUUUCAUUUCAGAUAGGUGAGACCUUUCCAUGGACUAUCAAAACAGUAUUCUAGCUCAUGGUGAGUGGAUUUCAAAACUGCUCUAAGCUGGUAUUAAUAUUAUUGAAUAAGGUCCUUGACUGUGUACCUUACAAUCUGCAUGGAUGUACAGUGUUUCUAAGAUAUUAGUACGCAUUAGACAUGUGAUAAUCAAUAUAUAGUUAAAAGCUAUCAGGGAUAUACACUACCGGUCAAAAGUUUUCGAACACCUACUCAUUCAAGGGUUUUUCUUU